CCAGGCCAUAUCUUCGUACACAUGUCGCCGGAGGUGCUAGACGCAUGGGUAGGAGGGUACACACAGGACAUCGCUUUCCGCAAUCGCUGGCGGGAAGAGGGGGCAUCCUCGCAGUCAUGGCACCCCGGGAAACGGUUCUUUAAGGACCAGCGAGGCUUGCUUUAUUUUCGAGACGCCGACUUCAUACCGCGACUGUGCGUCCCUAGAAGCCUGAUAGCCCAAGUGUUGAAAAGAGCACACGAAUCCCCCAUGGAAACCGCACAUGGAGGA
Molecule: messenger RNA, 270 nt
Organism: Punctularia strigosozonata HHB-11173 SS5
Lineage: Eukaryota; Fungi; Basidiomycota; Agaricomycetes; Corticiales; Punctulariaceae
Exons: 1
Source: RefSeq, a predicted model, not a curated record